AUGGUGACGCGCCAUCUGACACACUGUCCCCAGGACACAGUUACCUUCCCCGACGUGGCCGUGAGCUUCUCCCCAGAGGAGUGGACGUGCCUGGACGCCUCUCAGAGAAAGCUCUACAGGGACGUGAUGCUGGAGACCUACCAGCACCUUCGGGCCGUUGGGCUUUCCAGGGUGAAGCCUGCGGUGAUCUCCUGGCUGGAAGGAGGAGCCCUGAGGCCAGGGAGGAGAGGCAUGUGUGUAGAAGUUAAAUCACAUCUCCAGGAGUUUUCUCUGCAGCAAUUUGAUUUGGGAGUUGAGUCACUGAAUAUGAGUGAGUUGGGAAACAGCCAGCCCCGGUGGAAUGUCUCUGAUCCUGCGCUCUGUGACAAUGUCUUGAGUGAACAAUCCUGCCCUCAGCCCCAUGGGGAUUCCCAGGCAGAUGAGAUGUCUUCUGAGGGUGAUCAGAAUGGAGAGAGUGACCUCACUCUGAAGAAGCCCUUCUCUGGGAAAAUCUCACAGUCUGUUGUCCUCAGUUUUUGGAAACAACCCCCACCAAGGAUGCAGGCCCAGGACUGUGGGAGAGGAGCACCAUUGAUAGUGAGUUCCUCACGCCGACAGUCCCACGAGCAAAGUCAUCAUGGACUGACCCUGUCCAAGAGUAAGGAAUGUGGGGGAGCCUUCCGCCCAGGUCCUCGGUGA
This is a messenger RNA of Sorex fumeus (smoky shrew), 678 nucleotides long. Its product is annotated as zinc finger protein 426-like. The transcript is spliced from 6 exons. The record is from RefSeq and is a predicted model, not a curated record. Lineage: Eukaryota; Metazoa; Chordata; Mammalia; Eulipotyphla; Soricidae. Gene Ontology annotation, biological process: regulation of DNA-templated transcription. The coding region runs from base 1 to 678 and encodes 225 amino acids.